UGACACAUUUUGGACAAGAUGGCGGACGAACUUGCAGCCAGCGUGCUGAAAUACUUGAGUGAAAAUGAACCGAUUGAUACACAAGAUCUUGCUAAAGUACUAAAUGUUGAUCACCAAAAAAUUGUUGGUGUUGUAAAGAGUCUUCAGUCACUAGGAGAAAUUAUUAAUGCUGAACAGCGCCUCAACAAAAGUUAUGAGUUGACAGAGGAAGGCAAACAAGUGGCAGAAAAGGGCAGUCAUGAAGCUUUGAUAUUCCAUGCCAUUCCAGAUGGUGGAAUUCCUCAGGCAGAACUUAUGAAAACAGUACCAAAUGCCAAGAUUGGUUUCAGCAAGGCAAUGCAAGCAGGAUGGGUACAGAUGGACAAGAAGUCUGAAGGAGGACCAAAAGUUUUCAAAAAGGUUGACAAAAUAGAGGACAGUGUACAAGAUUGCAUGAGAAGAAUACAGGACCUAAAUCUUGAUGGUAUUACAGAUAACCAGAAAAAUGAAUAUAAGAAGAGAAAAUUGGUACAAGAGGUGAAAUUUGCAAGCUAUUUAUUGUCAAAGGGAGCUGACUUCAAAUUGUCUAUAGCCAAACAGGAAGUAGAUCUUACGCCAGAGAUGAUAUCAAAGGGCAGCUGGAAAGACAAAACAUUUAAGGAAUAUAAUUUUAAUGCUCUAGGAGUUAUGCCUCAUUGUGGGCAUCUUCACCCAUUGAUGAAAGUACGGGCAGAAUACAGACAAAUCUUCUUGGAAAUGGGGUUCACAGAAAUGCCAACAAACAAUUUCAUAGAGAGCAGUUUCUGGAACUUCGACGUCCUUUUCCAGCCACAACAACAUCCGGCAAGAGAUGCUCAUGACACUUUCUUUAUAUCAGAUCCAGCAUCAGCUCACACUUUCCCUAUGGAUUAUCUAGAGAGAGUGAAGAAAGUGCACUCUGUGGGAGGAUAUGGCUCACAGGGGUAUAAGUAUGACUGGUCAAUAGAUGAAGCAAAGAAGAACAUCCUGAGAACCCAUACAACAGCUGUCACCUCCAGAAUGCUGUAUAAAGUAGCUCAGCAGCCUGAGUUCAAGCCCGUGAAGUAUUUCUCCAUUGACAGAGUGUUCCGUAAUGAGAACCUUGAUAAUACACAUCUUGCGGAGUUUCAUCAGAUAGAAGGUGUUGUGGCCGAUUACGGACUCACACUUGGUGAUCUAAUUGGAGUCAUCAAUGAGUUCUUCAAGAAACUAGGUAUAACAAAGCUUAGGUUCAAGCCAGCAUACAACCCAUACACAGAACCUAGUAUGGAGGUCUUCAGCUAUCAUGAAGGUUUAAAAAAGUGGGUGGAGAUCGGAAAUUCAGGUAUAUUUCGUCCUGAAAUGUUGCUGCCAAUGGGUCUACCUGAGGGUGUGAAUGCUAUUGCUUGGGGAUUGUCCCUAGAAAGACCAACAAUGAUAAAGUAUAAGAUUGACAAUAUAAGAGAAUUGAUUGGUUCUAAAGUAAAUCUACAGAUGGUAUAUGACAAUCCUGUAUGCCGGCUAGACAAGUGAACAUUUAGUCAUAUGACCUUCACCUUUAGGACCAGACGUCUUUCGCAAACAAUUGUCGUGCGACAGCUGCAACAUGCAACAGGGAAUCUCCACUGAUCUUUAUUUUGUGCUGGUGUAUACUUUAUUAAAUGAAUAGUGAGAAAUGGCUGUGCGAUAUUGCUUGCAAAAAAGUAGUUCAGAUGCAUUCUUACUUUACUACAGGCAAAAAUUGUUCUGAACCGGAUUUCAUUCAUUCAUCAGAAUGGACAGUGAUUAUGACAUAGUGAAAUUUUAUUACUGUUUUAAGUGCUCUUCCAGUGUUACUAUACAUUUGUAUUGGUAGACUGCAAUUGUUUAUUAAGAUGAAUUGUAACUGGUGUUAUGAGGCACUCAAACUAGGACAGUGGUUAAUACUGUUACAUUUCUGUUACUGUUUUGUUCAAUAAUGAAAGGCUUAGACAAGUAGUUGUUGAUCAGUUGUUGAAAAAAAAAAUUGGUCUUAAGUAGCAGUAAUUUGUUCUAAGGUUGUCAGAAAGAAAUAUUUCAAUUUACAUUAGUGUUGUUUACAUUUCUCCAUUAUAAUCAUUGUUAAAACAUAGAUCUAAUAUCUUUUUUUUUAUUAUUCAUGACCUCCCAACACUGUCACAGUGCAAUACACACUAUAUCUUUUUCUCAAAAUGUGAAAAAAAAUCUUCGGCAAUGCCUUUUUUACAGUAAAAAGAAAUUUCUACAUUUCUGCUUUGAAAGCUCAAUGAAUUAUGAUGCAUGCCUGUCAAUUCAUUUGUUUAUUCAUUACAUUUUUAUGAUUUUCUUUUGAAAUAAUCAAAUGGAAUUUCGA
Mercenaria mercenaria is the source of this 2326-nucleotide messenger RNA. Its product is annotated as phenylalanine--tRNA ligase alpha subunit-like. Gene Ontology annotation, biological process: phenylalanyl-tRNA aminoacylation. Gene Ontology annotation, cellular component: cytoplasm; cytosol; phenylalanine-tRNA ligase complex. NCBI's taxonomy places the organism in Eukaryota, Metazoa, Mollusca, Bivalvia, Venerida, Veneridae. The record is from RefSeq and is a predicted model, not a curated record. The coding region runs from base 19 to 1509 and encodes 496 amino acids. Gene Ontology annotation, molecular function: phenylalanine-tRNA ligase activity; tRNA binding; ATP binding. The transcript is spliced from 13 exons.